UUACGCAUUUUACAUCUUGUGGAUAGAUGUGUACACAUUCCAGAUUUUGUGAACAACUUACAUAGUUGAUUGACUACUUUUGGAAUCAUUUUCCAUGAAUAUUGUAGCUCUUUCAAUUCAGGAUAAACUUUUGGGUUGCCCGAAGUCGCUCUCAAGGUUUCAGUGCUGUGAUUUCUGCAUAAUAUAAGCACAUUAGCAUUGAGUGAUGGUAAUUGCCAAGUGCUUUUUCCUAAUAACCUAUAUGAUGCAUUCGUAAUUGUGAGUGAACUUCGGCUUUGUUGCUGCUCUAAUAAAUACAUCAUCACUAGGCAAAACCAUAACACCUGCCACGUUGUUCUAUCUCUUAGUCUCUGCACUGACGUAAAUAAUGUCUGUUGUAUGCCUUUAGAUCUUCCAUACAAAAGCACCAGCUGAGUAAGAAAAACAAGUAAAAAGAAUGAACUGUUGAAGGGGGAGUCAACUCAUAAAAUAUCCCCAAGAGCAGUGCACAUAAGUAAAUCCUACGUGGUUCCGUUCCCUGCCAAGGGGAGCUAUAUUCUGUUGUUCAAAUGGCUCAUGAUCAAGGAACUCUACUGGGUAAGGUCGACAAACCAGAGAGCAUUAAUGAACGCGCUACAACGGUAGCAUUGUCAUCCACAUAGCUUUUGAUGGUUAGGCAGCUAGUCCUACCAUGUAUCUCUGAUAGGCUAGGAAGCUACUUCUAUCAGUAUGUUCAAAAUUGAACAACGCUGGAUAUUCCAUAAGAAUUUUUGUUGCUUUACUCUUGUAUGUUGCUGAUCUGUACAUGCUGUUCAUUAAUGAAGAUAGAGAGAUCAUUUUUCACAUACUUCACAUCAGGUGGCAAUUUCUUACUUUGUAUGAUAUGUUUGAUAUAGCUUCCGUUGUAAGAUUUCAUUUUUUGUUGUUGUUUUCUGUUCCUGGAACAAGGUUUAGCAACAACGGAACUUUAAAUUAUGACUGGUCGUAUCUUCUAACUAAAAAUGACAAUAUUGAAACUUUAAACUGUGACUGGUUGGGUAUCUUCUAACUGAAAACAACCGGAAGACCUGAUACAGUAAUUUAUUUGCUAUUUCUGAGCUGUGAAAUGGAUGCCGCAGGGAGAUGAAAAAAAGGGACUAUAAUGAAGCAAACCUUGCAGUUUGCUCUGACUGCACAUGUAGGGAUCCUUUCUUUUAUAACAUACAUGAUACAGUUAUCCUUUAAUUAGAUGAAAAACCUAGACCUCCCUUACCACUGAUGUAUGUACAACAUAAAAAAUCCAAUACAAAGUGUUAAGUUAAAUAGACAGAAAGAAAGUGAUAUUGCAAUGUUUCAUCAGUGGUAGAGUGGAGAAGAGGUUGACUUCACAAUUUGCAAGUGCGCAUCUGCACCUUGAUGCCCCAGUUAGCUCUUAGUCUCUUUUUCUUAACACCUCCUGGACAAGAUGGCUCUCCUGCAGGUUUAUAUCAGCCUAAAAAACUCUAAAUUUUGGCUGAAAUGGUGCAAGACUGAAAACAAAUGCUGGCUGGCGAACACUUAUUUAGUCAUGCCAACAAAGGAGCCUGUCCAGACAACCAGAUGAUACAUCCGAGCUUGACACUCUUCCGCUGCUCUAACGAACCUUCCCUUUAUUAUCUUUCCAGACAACAGCAGAUGAUGACUUAGAGUCAGUCAUGCCAACAGAGGAGCCUCUCUGCUCCCAUGUCUACAAGGCUAAGUACAAAUUAUUUUGGUUGUUAGAGUUUAAAGCAGAUCAUAUGCUAUAAAGGUUUGCUGAUUGAGUCUGUGGAAUUGGUUAGCAUGUGAAGAUCUGGAGUGCCUUUAUAGAGACAGAAGAAUGAGUUCACUCACAUGCAAGUACGCAGCCAAGUUGAAUAAGUUGAGUAUAUAAUUUAGGAGACAGGCUUGUAUUCUUUAUAUAUAUUCUUCUCUCUCCUGGAGUGCAAUCAUUUUGAGAGAUGGAAAUUGGCAAUGGAUUCCGAAACUUAUAACAUGGCUGAAGCAGCCAUGAGUUGAGCAAUGCACCAGACCAUAACUUGCAGAGGAGGCAUAUUGUUCCCGACUUAUCUAUCCUCCGAGCAAUUUUGUUAAGCUGCACACUUGAGAAUAUGCCAAUUUAUCCAGAAUUGCUGACUGUGAUAUGUUCUCUUCAUUUAUGCAUGCACGGGUCUUGUUCCACUUCAAUUGGCAACCCAUGCAACUAUGUACAGUUGUUGCCUAACCGAUUGACAAACCGGUUCACCGAAACAAUAGUAGGGCAAGAAUGGAGAGCUAUAUGAAGAAGGGUUGAUGAACUCUUUGAUCUUUUCACGGCUGUAGUAAUGGGACCUGUCUGGUCUUGUCUAGCACUAUUUCUUUACCGCAACAACUUAUAAUUUCCCGACCAUACACAUGGUUGUCUAUUAACUUCAGAGACCAUCAUUUGAAAUCUUCCUCUCUUUCACUAAAUAAAAUAAAAUGACAUAAAUUUGAAGCCUUCCUCUGAUGGGCCUUAUAUUCUCAUCCAUAGCUUGGGCACUGGAUUCUUAAUGGUGGAUGCUGAGGAGAGAAAUGUUGACAUCAUCUGCUAAUGGCUAUACUGAAGGCACAACUACACACCAAAAGUGAAUUCUUCAUAUUGUGUGAGUUCACGUUGUCCGUUCGUGACUAGUUACAGUUGCCGGGAUUUGUUUGUACACUUCCUCAUGCUUUAUCCGCCUCGAAUAGGAGAAAUAUUGGUACAAUGGAGGUUUAUGAAGAGAUGGUUCGAUACCUGCAUACCUCCAUUGAUAUAUGUGUUACUCGGUAAAAAAUGUAUUUUAUCUGCAUCCUUGUGUUGUUCUUUUGAAUGCCCAUAUUUUUUUUUGAAAGGAACAAAUUACCUUACCCAAAAACAUAUGCUGUAUCAUUUGAAAAGUAUUUCUGUGUACCUCAAAUUGUGAAAAAGGCACUGUCCGGUUUGUUGCAAAAGAAUAGUUAUUCGAAAUUUAGGAUAAAUGGAUAAUAAUCUAUAUCUGAUCACAUCCAGAAAAUUAGCUAUAGUGGUAAUAAUUUUAUUUUCAUUAUCAAGUAUCCAGUUUAUUUAGGUGCACAUUAUCUAAUAUUCUAAUGCAUGUGUUGAUUCUACUCUUAUAUGGAAAUGGAGGGCUAAGCUGGGCAAAAGACAGAUUGACGAGUGCGUGUUCAUUUUUGGCUCAGUUUUAUCUGUUUAUUCCCUCUUCGAUACCUUUUACUGAAAGUGAUGAUCUUUAUAUAAUGUUUCUUGUUGCUCACAUGUUCAUUUUGUUUUGCUCCCUAAGGUGUUUUUUAGGACUGCAAGUCUUUAAGUUCAUCAUUGUUAGUGAAAAAACAACAAAAUGAUUACUGCCUCAGUUGCCAGCCUAGCUCAUUACUUAUUACUGCUAAUAUUGUUAUUAGCUAAGUGGUUGUUCCCUAAUAAGGCCUAUGUUCAUUGCAUUUGCAGAUUUUGUUGUGAUAUGUUCAUGGUUCCCAACAUAAGCAUUGAGCUGUUGAGAUAUAUGCUUUGAGUGUGGAAUUUGUUUUUGUUGAGUUCAUGAAUUCUACAUUUUAUGCUAGGAUUGGCUUUGUUGAAGUGUUGAAGCACUAAAAGUACUUGUUCCAAGGCAAGUAGUACUUUACUUUUCCCUAACUAGUUGCAGUUGACUUAGUUUAAGAUUAUUCUGCAGAUUGUAAGCCUAAAAAAUAUUAAAAUAUAAAGUUAUGCAGCAAAUAAUGGAGGCACAUAAUUUGUUCAUUCUCCACUAAGCACUUUAAAUCUCUUAUUAUAUUGAGAAAAUUGCAGACUACAAAAAGGCACCUUUUAAAUUAUUAAAAAGGAAGGCCAAGAUCAUACUGAGAUCAUCCUUCAGUUAGGAAGUUUCUUUGUGAUGCCCUCAUCUUCGAUCCUCAGUUUUGUUCUAAUAUUACGGCCUCAGUAGCAUAACACAGGUUCAAUGCAUAUGGAGAUUUUCUUCUGAUUUGAUUCCAUCGUACAUGAUUAAUGUUCAGCCCCGUAAUAACUACUGCUUUCCCUUGCAACCUUUUUGUACUUAACGAUGUCUUGUAGUGAUUGCAUGGAUGAUGUUUGCCUAGCUACAGGUGUCGAGUGAAGACGUAUGUGGGAUAGAUAAGUGCAUAGUCUAGGUGCAUAACCACACAGAUGCAUAUAUAACUCUAGCCAUAUCCUGUGCACACUAAUCUGUUGCUAAUGUCACAAGAUUUGCACACUAGCCAUAUCCCCUGUGUCUCUUCCUCUCUUACACCGGGGACAUGUAAACGAUAUUUGCGGUAGUUAACGAAAACAAUUACCUUGAUCUAGGGAACUUAUUGUCAAUCUAGCUGCUGUUUGGGGGAUAAGAAACAAAGAUAAUUUAUGGUCUUGUAUCAAGGACCCUGUCAUCUGACUAGAAGGUGAUACGGAAACUUCUAAUUCUGGGAACGGGAAACUGUAACAAAGGUUACUAUCUAGUUUUCAUGGCACUACAAAAGAAAAAUACUUUUAUGUUGCAUUCAAACUUAUUCAGUUCUUAAGAUGCAUCAACAAAACAACCUGUUGUUUGAGUAAAAUGAUCUGAAGUACAUGGAGCACUCAUAUACUUGACUCCCCACUCAAACAAUUUUCUGAGUCCAAGAAUUAUGAUGUGUUCGUAUCCUACUGCUGUCCUAUGCUGCUGACUUGAUCACUGUCACCAGGAUGUGUAUCAAACAUAGCUGUAAUGACUAAUGGAAGUACCACAUUGGACAUAGCUCCAUCCCGCUGCAUGGAAAGUGAAAUCAGACAAGUCUCCUAGAAGUCCAAACUUUAAGCCUAUUGUAGAGCAUUUCAUAAAUGUACUACUACCAGGCGUUAACAUCUGUCAAAAAUAAUUUGAAUUAGUCGGAACUGAGAACUCCAUGCCAGUGCACGUAAAGUGGAAUCAGACAAGUCUCCUAGAAGUCCAAACUUUAAGCCUAUUGUAGAGCAUUUCAUAAAUGCAGUACUACCAGGCGUUAACAUCUGUCAAGAAUAAUUUGAAUUAGUCACAGCUCCAUGCCAUUGCACGGAAAGUGGAACCAGACAAGUUUCAUAGAAGUCUGAGUUUUACCCCUAGCUUCGUCGUUUGUGUAGAGCAUUUCCUAAUUGCCGAGUUACCAGGUUUUAACACCUGUUACUGGUAAGCUUAAUCACUUCUACUCUAUGCAUCAAGGUGACCUUCCUGGAAGUUUCCCUCCAAGCAUUGGUAGGAUAUCUUUUGGAGUCCCUUUCUUGGAGUCACUAAACAACCUUUCAUCUGCCUUUGUUGCAUGGAUGGAUGGAUGCCCACUUGAUCUUGUCUGGUUUUACCACUGUAAUUCUCUGGGGUGGUCAUGGCCAUUGCAUACUUUAAGCCUUUUGCUAGCUCCUAAGCUCCAAGCAAGUAGAAUAAUGAGUAGGAUAAGUUUAGGGUCAGAAGUGUGCCUCCUAGUGCGUAAACAAACUGCCUGCAUGUGGGGGGUAUGAUGUCCUUUUGAUAUGGCAUAUCAUCCCUUGUGUGCCUCUAUAUAAAGGCCCCCCAACUCAACACCCCUCUCAUCUCAUACCACACUAGCCACCAGUCCACAAGCUGUCUGUCUAGCUGCACUCCUCCUCUCUUUGCCUUGCACCAAGCUUCCCGAGCAUACCAUGAAGAUUGGCGGCCAGGGGAAGCUCAACAGGGCUUUCAGGGAGAAGAGGGCUAGGUUCUACAUCUUCCGCCGCUGCGUCGUCAUGUUGCUCCGAUGGAGCGACUGAUGGGUCUCUCCAUGACAGAUCUUGUUUUUUCCUUCCAUUCUAGGAUUUUUUUUUGGCACUGCCAUUUUUCAGGGUUAGAGUAGUUUAGCUGUAGUCGCUCUGUAUAGGCUAGACUUCAUCAUUUGAGGUCCUUUUUUCUCGGCAAAGGGAGAGAGAUCCAGCUCCGUAGUCUGAGGCUGCCAUCUUCUUGUACGACUGGAGAAAUUAAAGAUUGAUGUGAAGAUCAUUUCUUACCUGUUCUUCAACUUGAUGUUAUACUGUUGAUGAUAAUUAUUAAUUGGCAAGUUGAUGACAAUCUGA
This is a messenger RNA of Aegilops tauschii subsp. strangulata, 6007 nucleotides long. The record is from RefSeq and is a predicted model, not a curated record. Lineage: Eukaryota; Viridiplantae; Streptophyta; Magnoliopsida; Poales; Poaceae.